This is a messenger RNA of Diabrotica balteata, 1939 nucleotides long. The record is from the annotation of a GenBank genome assembly. Lineage: Eukaryota; Metazoa; Arthropoda; Insecta; Coleoptera; Chrysomelidae.
GAUGCUGGUGCACAAAGCAAGCACAUCGUAGCUCUGAAAUUUCAAAUUCCGUAAAUACUCCAGUCGAGCGAUAUUAACUUAUCACCUGCGAGAACAGAGCACUUUUUACCCGUUUAGUGUAGAGUAGAGUAGCAGUCUCAAUUCUCAUUUUCGGUCAGUCGACAACUCAGGUUUGCUGAAACUCGGUGCUGCGUUAGAUGAUUACUGCGAUUCGUCGCAUGAAUAUGUUUCGCUCGAAUGUAGAAACGUUGUGCUUGUGGAAAAACUAAUUAAAACAGCUUGUCUCGAAGUUUUUGAUCAAAUAAAAUAACAUUACCUCCAGAUUAAGAUAAAACCGUCUGACGUUGUUUAUGUAAAAAGUGCUUCAUAUUGCGUACAUUAUCAAUAAAAAAGUAAACUUGAAGUACAAUGCUAGUAAACAUUUUAUUAGUCUGGCAAUGUUGGAGUAAUGAAUUAACGAGUACUUAAAAAUAAACGUGCAAAUCGCCAGUGCUUUGGUGAGCUUAAUAUGGGAGUAAGCAACAUUGUAACGUGCUGCUUUUACCUGAUAUUACAAUUUGCCACGAUAAACACGCGACCUGGAGACCACCACCACAACACGUGUAGACACUUCAAUGAUACUCUCAAAUGCCACGGGAAUCUCCACGAUGGAAUCAAUUAUACAUCGACUAUCUCAGAACUUAAUUUAUCCAACUUAACAAUUCGAACGUUAGAUCUGAAUAUUACAGUAACAAGAUUUCCUAAUUUAAAAUUAUUAGUGGUAGAGAAUGGUGAGGUGACGAAUGUUUUACCGCCAGAAGUGAAUAACGCAAUUACUGAACUAGUGCUAAGCAACUUAAAAAUAAAACAUAUCCACAGGGAUUUUGUACUAUAUUUUCCAUUUUUAAAAAGGCUGCAUUUAGAAAAGAAUUUUCUGACGGAAUUAAGCAGUCGUUUUCAUACUGGCACGUUGGAUGAACUUUAUAUAAAAAAUAACCGAUGGAAUUGCUCAAGGGAUCUGUCAUGGGCCAUUCAUUUAAACAAAAGUGGAGUCUGCCAAGAUCUAAGAAACUUUACAUGCAAGGAUAAACUUUUUUUCGGAAAAAGCGUUUUAUUAGUUGCUCAAUAUAAAAAGACAAUGAAGGAGAGCUGUACCCAAGGCUGUGAAUGUUCGCUGGAAUAUAUAGCUCCUGAUCCAAUAACCAACAUGCAGUAUCCAAUAAUAAUGGUCAAUUGUUCAGGAAGGGGUCUAACAGAGCUACCAAGCCACCUGCCCCGCGACACUAGAAUACUGCAUUUGGAACACAAUAGAAUUAGCAAUAUAAAAUCUCUAAAAACCGAUCCCUCGUUAAAGCAACUUUGGGAUUUGUAUUUGGACAAUAACACUAUCGAGAGUGUCUCAUAUUUGGAAGGGUCGUACUGGUUGUCUCACUUCAGGGUGUUUUCGCUGAAGGGUAAUCGAUUGGCCAAGGUAAGUUACCAUCAUAUGCCUUGGACAACGCAUUAAUGAAGAAUCCAAAUAUGCCAAAAGCAGUGCGAUUAUUUCUUGGUGGAAAUCCAUGGAAAUGUGACUGCGUUUUUACACCAGUGUUUCAAGAACUGGUUUUACAAAAAUAUUCUUUUCAAAUUGAUGACUUAAGAGAUGUGAAGUGUUCUUAUAUGAGAAACGAUGAAAAUUCUUUAAAACCGAUUAUAAAUUUGUCGAGGAGCUCCGUUUGCAUCGUCUCAUCGGAUUUCUCUUUGCAAGAGGGUCUGGAUCUCCUGAAUGCGGUCCUGGCCAGCCUCAUAAUUUUUAUUUUGGGCAAGCUAGCUUAUGAUUACUACCAUUUCAAGAAAUCGGGGAAACUUCCAUGGAUAGUAUCGAGAAUGCCUUAGCUGACUAAUAUUUAGUUUUACCCUUUAGUUGUAUUUAUGACCAAUUUUGUAGAUAUUGUAUAUAAAAUGACUCUAUUUUUAAUUA